GUUAUAUUUUACGAGAUGGACCCUCCCUAUAUAUACGAGGAUAUAGUACAGCAUAGGUUUUAUGUAGUAGCUGCGGAGAUUAGGACUCGUAUGUACAUUCUGCGUGAUCAUCCUUUCCAUCACCCGAUUGACACUCCACAGUUUAACCCCGACAUGCCCUAUGAGUUCCCACUGCAGUGGCUCCACCCGGAUGCUCCAUUUCACCCGUUUCAUGAUGGGCCGGUGCCUCACCAGCAUCCCGAUCAGCCUGCGGAUCAGGCGGACCCUGAGCCUGAGCCCAUGGAGGAGCAUUUUCCAGAGCCUGUACCAGAGGAGGACAUCCCCGUGGAGCAGAUCUCAGUAUCUUCUUCCGAGCCAUCUUCUGAGGAGCCGCUCACCGCCUCUAUUAGUGGACCGGCGAGUGCUGGUCAGACCAGUAGCACGAGUGCCAGUGCCCCUCCCGAGAUUAUAGAGAUUUCCGAUGACGAGGACGAGGAUCCUGAGGAUUUAGGAUGCCUCUGCGGGAAUUUGAUGCGAGGGAUUCGUUUCAUAGCGUGAGAUGCUCCACCCAUCGUCGUUGACUCGUUGAUGCUUUCGUUUUUUCCUUUCCCUU
Molecule: messenger RNA, 592 nt
Organism: Arachis ipaensis
Lineage: Eukaryota; Viridiplantae; Streptophyta; Magnoliopsida; Fabales; Fabaceae
Source: RefSeq, a predicted model, not a curated record